AUGAGACAAGAGUGUCCUCGUAUUCUCUUGAUGCUUCUUACUGAUGAUGUGUCCAAAAAAACUUGGCUAGAUGCCAGUAAUGGUAAUAUCAAUAUUAAUAGUAUCAAUAAUUAUAACAAUGAGAGCAAUAGCAAAGAUUUGGAAGUAAUAAUGAAGAAAAAAGCCGCGAGCAUUGUUUGCCACACGCUGAUAAUAAAUGCAUGGAGACGCAGGCGUGAGGAAGUAAUCGAUCUUAAUGGGAUUAUUGAACAGCUACGUCAGCAAAUAGAUCACUUGCAGUUGCAGAUUGUUGUAUUGAGACGAUUACUGGACACCGAGAAUAGCCGGGUCGGUAAACUUGGCGCCCAAGUUCAUCGCGCUAAAAUGCAGCUUGACAGUAUUACCAAAGAAAAGGAAACUCUUACUAAUGAAAAUAAAAAAUUAAAAAGUGAUUUGAAUUCAAUAAAUCAAGUAACUGAAGAACAAAAAAUUACAAUUGAAAACUAUAAAAAUGAAUUAUUAAGUACCAAAAAUCAGGUAAAGGCUGUUGAUACGCAGAUUAUGAAAGACAGAGAAAAAUUAUUAAAAUUGAGGGAUGAUAAGCAAAUUUUAUUGGACAAGGUACAGGAUAUUGAAAAAAAGAAAAUAGAAGCGGAAAAAUUUUUAUUAGUCAGCGAGGAUCGCGAAAAAGUAUUGAGCUUGCGGAUAAGUAAUCUCGAAAUACAGUUGAGUGAUCGCGAAGCUGCGUUACGUAAGAUUGAAUCUGUUUAUAGAUCUCAGUUGACUGAAAUUCGUGACUUAAGAGAAAAAUUACUGAAACAAAGCCAAGUAUGUGGAUGGAGUAGUAGAGUUUUGCAAAUAGCAGGAAGUGUUGUAAGAGCACCGCAAGUUAUUUUACGUACUCUUUCAUUCUUAGCAUUCGGCGGAAUUCCUUCGCGUCCAUAA
Molecule: messenger RNA, 924 nt
Organism: Cotesia congregata
Lineage: Eukaryota; Metazoa; Arthropoda; Insecta; Hymenoptera; Braconidae
Source: the annotation of a GenBank genome assembly